Molecule: messenger RNA, 2993 nt
Organism: Polistes canadensis
Lineage: Eukaryota; Metazoa; Arthropoda; Insecta; Hymenoptera; Vespidae
Exons: 5
Coding region: 731-1960 (409 amino acids)
Biological process (GO): synaptic vesicle endocytosis; regulation of dopamine secretion; cellular response to calcium ion
Cellular component (GO): axon; dense core granule; synaptic vesicle membrane
Molecular function (GO): syntaxin binding; calcium-dependent phospholipid binding; phosphatidylserine binding
Source: RefSeq, a predicted model, not a curated record
CGUCAACUGAGGCCGCAUACCACGGUGGCGCGUCUUUCCCGAACGUGGCCAGUAAAACACAUAAUUGUUUUCAAUUCGGUCCACGCGUACGUUUAAGGCUUCGUCAUAUUUGUUAUCUUUGGUGUAUUUGUUAACAAAAUUCUUCUUGGAAAGUGUUGUGUGAAGUGUGUUGUGUUUAUCGGACUUGUAUGCUAGUCAGUCAGUCAUCCAGUCAGUUAGAAGGAAAGCAAUCGAACUAGUAGCCACGAUGUUUAACGAUCUUGAGCGUAGCUUAGAAAUGCGAACGAUCGUUCGUAAAUCGGAUCACAGUGUUCGGUGAAAUAAGAUCAUUGAAAUACGUUGCUGACAUUGUUACUGCUACUGCAUCAGGUGGUCAGAAAAUUGCCAUGGCGACUGUCCUCUAAUGACCUUGAAUAUCAUGCUUAUAAUCUUUACAUGUGCGAGAUCUUAGAACUAAUACCGGACAGUUUUUUCCUUAUCUCACUAAUAUACUUCAGGAACGAAAUAAAUACGCAGCAUUUCGAACAACCCAUUGAGUAAUAAAUGGUACGUGUACAACAACGCUCGGAAUCAACGAAGAUCGUGGAUAAGAUAUUGAGAACAAUACCGGACGUCUACUUUUGGUAGUCGAUUUCUGUUAUCUGAACGAGCAAUCGUCGAGAAUCGAUAAGAGUUAAUCAACGAUUUAAAAAAUAAUUCGUUAGAACGAAUACCUUAGAAGAGAAACAAUAUGGCCUUGACAAAACUCAAAAAUUUCAUCGACAAUGGUUUAAAAAAUGUCUCGACGCCUUUGGAUCGUACCGUUAAUUUAGAACCGGAAGUAGGCAUCAGAAUUGUCCACUCGCCGAACGAAAAAACUCUCUGCGUAACCGUCAUUGGUGCUAGACAUCUACCGCAAAAUUUUGGUUUCACCAGAGUCAACAGUUACGUCGUUAAGGUGAAGCUGAUACCGAGUAAAGAAAAAUUCGAGACAACGACGAGGAACGAAUCUUGGCCACGCUGGAACGAGGAAUUCACUUUUCAUUUGCGAAAAGAAACGAAAAUCAAGUUUGGUCAGUCGAAAGUCGUCGAGGAAGAAAUAAAUGGUUCGAAAUUCAUCGUGGUCACGCUCUACGCCAUUCUCGAAGAUAAACCUUUGAUAGCUACGGAAAAGAAGGAAGCGGAUAAGGAGAAAAAUUCGUCUCCUACGAAAGAAUGUGCAAAGAAGACUGGUAAAAAGGGACAGGAAGGAUCAUCGAAUGAUCAUCAAGAUGGUUGCAAGAAUAAAAUAUUUGGUCAGUUUUUUAAUAAAGGACAAGAGAAAAAUUCCGGAAGUCAAAUAAGCGAAAGGAAAAUCUUUGACAAGAGACGAACAGUCGGUGCUACUACGAUAUCUCUCGAUUCAAAAAACUUUACGAUAAAACCACCAAAACCGAAACACGCCAGUGACGUAUCAACCGGUGAAUUGUGGAGACCACUCAAACCGAUCAGCAGUGGUAUUGCUGGUGCCGAAGAUAAAAGAGAAAAUAAAAAAGGAAAACUCGAGUUGUCCCUUUGCUUGGAAAAAACGGACAAAAAGGAAGAAACGGGUGGAAUUUUGGUAUUAUGUCUCCAUCGUAUGAGAUGUUCAUUACAAACGAUGCACGAACACGAAAUGUUGAAAGGACAAAUGUACCUGAAAAUGUCGGUCAUCGAGAGUGGCAGGAUAACGCAUUUUUGGAAAAGCGAUCGUUUCGGUCCUUGCGUUUCGAUGAAAUUUUCACCCGAUAUGGCUAGGGUCUCAGUAGAAAAUCCUUAUGAUGGUGCACUCAAGGACGUCAGCUUCGUAAUUAAAUACGUCUCGAAAAAUAAAAUGGGUAAAAAAACGACAGUUGGUCAUUUUGCGAUUGGACCCGACGUUGGUGGGCCUUACGCCGAACAAUGGAAACAAGCACUGGCGAAACCAGGACAGCAGAUAACGAAAUGGCAAUCAUUCGAGUAAAAGUGCAUUCUUUUAAUCAACCUGUUUUUAUUCCGUUUAAUUCUUUUUCUUUUUUACUUAGAAAUAGAUGUUCUUCGAUAUUCGUAGAAAAGAUUGUUUAUAUAAUAAAAUUUUAUAGUUUGCAUACUGAUAAUAUUAACCGUCCACUAAAAAUAUUUUUAAAUAAGAAGAAUUAGAUUAAGUUAAGGGGUAUUUCUUGAUAACAAUGAAGAAGUCUGAUUGAAAUAUUUUAAAAAUCAAGAUUUAGAGAGAAUAACUGUGAUUCGAUGUUAUUUAAUUUUAAAUAUGCUAAAUUUUGGAAAUUAAAUUACGAAUAAUCGGUGAUCAAGGAAAUUUAAUUAUAAUCACUGAAGUUUGAUAUCUAUUAUUGUCACAUAUCUGUUUGAUAGUAAUCUAAUGCAGGGCUUCUCAAACUUUUUCUUUUGGCAAUUUCCUUUACACGAACAAAUAUUUACAAGACACUGAUUUUAGACUUUAUACAAUCUUCUCUUAAACUAUCAUAAACUUACAGACAUACUACUAUAGUCAAGCUGGUUUUAAAUUAAUUUUUGGUUGUUGCAUGUCUAAAAAUUUUGUAGUUUUGUACAAAUUUUUGUGACUCUUAAAUUUAGUUAAGUGACGCCGUACGAGGUCACGAGACACACUUUGAGAAGCUCUAAUUGAAUGAACGUAAUUGUAGUGGUCGUAUUGACUAGUGACGACACCAAAAAAUAAAUAUUAUAUUUAAUAUCUAUUGUCGCGUGAGACAUGUAUUUUUUAUGCAACAUUAUAUCAUAGACGUAUUUCUAUUUUUUCAUACAAAUAAUAAUAUAAAUGUUUAAUAUGUGACAUCGAUAAAUAAGUACACGCAGCUUUAACAGUUAAUGUAUGCUUGUGGGUGGUGCCAUUUUAAUUUAAUGUGUAUAUUAUUUAAAUUGUUUUAUUUUCUUCAAGUAUAAAUGUUAAUUAUCGAGAUACACGACAUUAUGCGUGUAAAGAGAAUUAUUUUAAAAAACUCGGUGUAUUGUUAUUAAUAUAUUUUAUUCUGUGUAUA